This is a messenger RNA of Pimephales promelas (fathead minnow), 1498 nucleotides long. RefSeq names its product lens epithelial protein (gene lenep). Gene Ontology annotation, biological process: multicellular organism development. The record is from RefSeq and is a predicted model, not a curated record. NCBI's taxonomy places the organism in Eukaryota, Metazoa, Chordata, Actinopteri, Cypriniformes, Leuciscidae.
CUUUCUGCCUUAAUUUUUACCCAUUGCCUUGUUUAGCAUAAAAUCCUUUUAAAUGAUAAAACGGAUAUUUAUUUGAGCGGCUCUGGUCUUGAACCCUUUUAUAUACCAGACAAAUCGAUUGGCCCUAAAUGUGUCAGAUCUCAGAUUCUUAUUUCUGGAAUGGCCGUGACAUUAUUUUUUUAACACUUUACAUUAAGUUUUCAUUUGUUAAAAUUGGUAAACUAUGCGAGUUAACAUGAACAAUACUUCUACAACAUUUUACGUUAAUGGUAACCACUAAUACAUUUACUACACUCUUAAUAAUAAAGGUUUUUCUAAUGCAACAAACAAGAACCAGAAAUGAACAAAUAGAUUUUUACUAACUUUAACAAAGAUUAAUAAAUACUUUGAAACAUAUAUUGCUCAUUGUUAGUUUAUGUUAGCUAAUGUGUUUACAUGUUAACAAAUAAGAUCUUAUUGUAAAGUGCUACCAAUAGUUUACAAUUAAUUGCCUAAAUCAAUCAUAAUUUGUGACAUUAUUGCUGAAUAAAUAACUCAGACUAUCUGUAUUUGUGUGUGCCCUAAGGAGAAAUAUUUUGACAGUCAUUCAGGACCUUUCAGUGAACAGUAGAGGAAUUAGAGAUGAACAAUAGGUAGAUGAGAGAUGUUGUGAGGCCAUUGUGUAAUGGCAGGCGAACAGUUAGCUGGCAUUUUCCACAGCUGAAUAAAACCCAUUUUACUGGGGGCACUGGGGUGUAUCUCUGUCAUAGCAUAGAGUGGGAAGGCAGUUCACUUUAGGGUUUCUUCAGAGGAGAGGUUGCAGUUGAAGGAAAAAGUGGAGACCCACAAGGCGCAGCGGCAUACAAGGACCUGGCCCGCUCACCUCCAAUCCCUCCCUGCAAGUAUUGCUCGCGCUCUCCAGUCGGCCGUGGAGCGUUGGAGAGAGAUGCACCCAGAGCGCCCUCUGCCCCAGGCCAUGCCCUCCUCUCUGGGCCGAGACCUGGGAGAUGCAGCCACGAGGAUGGGCCGUGACAAAGGCAUGCUGGGAGGAAAUAUGGCGUACGGAACUAUCCAGUCUCUUAAAGACUGCCUCUACUUCCUGCUCUGCUGCUGGUGCAUCAAAGAGAUCCUGGACUGAGAAUGAAUGAGUUUUUGAGUCAAUGGAUGAUUCAUCACAGCUGUGUUGAUGCGUUGGCCUGAAUCCAGAUCUCUUUACACAUGCAUAAACACACAUAACAAGCAUCAGAGGCUUUUGUAUUAAUGCGAUCUAAAGCAGUAUUGUUAAAUUGUGCAAUAAAUAAAAAUAAUAUAGAGAAAAACUGAUUGUGUAUAAACAGAAAAGGGUGUUUUUUUUAAUGGUUUAAAAUGGUACAAAGUACAAACUGUUAAUGUGUAAUGACAUAUACAAAAAAAAACAUGCAAAUACAAGUUGAACAAAUACAGUAUGCCAUAAAUCUCAUGAAAACACAUACUAAACUUUUUACAUAAAUGGUUAGAAAAUGUGUCAGUUUUUUAUACA